CUUGUUGAAACCUUGCGGCCAUGUCGGAGUGCGACAGUGAUGAUGACGUCCCCCAGCUGCCUGCAGACACUCUGGCGGUGCUGCAGCAGUUCUACACAGAGCAGGCCGACAGAGAGAGGCAGCUGCAGGAGGCGAUACGGCAGCAGGACGUGGGGAAGGUCGAGCUGGAGGAAGACUGGAACCUGAGCCAGUUCUGGUACUCAGACGACACGGCUGACGCUCUGACCAGAGAGGUUCUUGAUGUAGCUGGUCCAGGCGGCAGCGUUGCCUGUCUGAGCUGCCCCACGCUGUACAAGCGACUGCGGGAGGUGAAACCUGACACCUGCAGGGCAGUUCUCCUGGAGUACGACCAGCGCUUCAACAUCUACGGCGGAGACUUCGUGUUCUACGACUUCAACAGUCCACUGAAGUUCUCACAGCCACUGGAGGAAAAGUCCUUCGACAUUGUUGUGGCAGACCCGCCGUAUUUGUCAGACGAUUGUCUGACUAAAACAGCAAUAACAGUCAAGUUCCUGACUAAGGGGAAGAUCAUGUUAUGUACAGGUGAGAAGAUGAAAGACCUGGCCUCGAGGCUUCUGGGAGUCCAACCCUGCACUUUCAGACCACAACACACAAGGAACCUCUGCAACGAGUUCAGAUGUUAUGUCAACUACCAAACUGGGCUGAGCUAGCAGUGUGUUUGUAUCAGGCUUUUAGCUAGGAUUUUUUUGUUGGGUAUAAGUAUGCUAUGCGCAGUGAAGACACAUGGUGCGUAAGCUUUUUAUGGGGGCUUUUUAAAAAUUUAUUACACUCUCACUACUU
This is a messenger RNA of Branchiostoma belcheri (Belcher's lancelet), 801 nucleotides long. RefSeq names its product protein-lysine N-methyltransferase N6AMT2-like. Gene Ontology annotation, biological process: methylation. Gene Ontology annotation, molecular function: protein-lysine N-methyltransferase activity; nucleic acid binding. Lineage: Eukaryota; Metazoa; Chordata; Leptocardii; Amphioxiformes; Branchiostomatidae. The coding region runs from base 21 to 671 and encodes 216 amino acids. The record is from RefSeq and is a predicted model, not a curated record. The transcript is spliced from 4 exons.